This is a messenger RNA of Prunus avium (sweet cherry), 2919 nucleotides long. Its product is annotated as Golgi transport complex protein-like protein. The record is from RefSeq and is a predicted model, not a curated record. Gene Ontology annotation, biological process: intra-Golgi vesicle-mediated transport. Gene Ontology annotation, cellular component: COG complex. NCBI's taxonomy places the organism in Eukaryota, Viridiplantae, Streptophyta, Magnoliopsida, Rosales, Rosaceae.
AAAAAAAGGGAAAGCCAAGCCAACAGCCAACGGAGGCAAAUACAGUUGCUGCAAAGCAAAGGGGGCCGCGGGUAGUAAAAUAGCAACAGUCUACACAAGGAGAGAGACUCCAGAGAGUCGAAAAUGACUUCUCCGUCUCCAGUCUCCUCAAGCGCUUCCCCACUGCAACGCCUCUCCACCUUCAAAACCUCCACCCCAACGUCCACGGCAACCCCAACCACCGCCACCGCAUCCCCCCUUGACACAUUGGCCUCCGACCCCAUCUUCUCCGUCUUCCUCUCCUCCUCCUUCUCCUCCACCGACUUCUCCUCCGCCGCCCUCACCUCCGGCUCCCCCGCCUCCACCGCUGAGAAGCUCCAGAACGCCAUCCGCCUCCUCGAGUCCCAGCUCCGCUCCGAGGUCCUCUCCCGCCACGACCACCUACUCUCCCAGCUCUCCUCCCUCCACCACGCCGACCACGCCCUCUCCACCGUCCGAUCCUCCGUCCUCUCCCUCCAGUCCUCCCUCCGCCGCACCCGAUCCGAGCUCUCCGACCCCCUUACCUCCAUCCGCACCCUCACCGUCCAGCUCCAGAACCUCCACACCUCCUCCGACCUUCUCCACCACUCCAUCAGAGCGCUUCGUCUCUCCAGUAAGCUCCGCUCUCUGGCGUCGGACGACCCCGAACGCCUGGAUCUCGCCAAGGCCGCUCAGCUACAUUGCGAGAUCUUGGCACUCUACAACGAAUAUGACCUCGCUGGCAUUGACGUAGUCGAUGCCGAGCUCGAAUGGGUCAGAGAGACCGGAGACAAGUUGCGCAAUGAGGCGAUGCGGGUUUUGGAGAGGGGGAUGGAGGGUUUGAACCAGGCCGAGGUGGGGACUGGGUUGCAGGUGUUUUACAAUUUGGGGGAGCUGAGACAGGCUAUUGAUCAGUUGAUUAACAAGUACAAGGGUAUGGGGGUAAAGAGUGUGAGUGUGGCAUUGGAUAUGAAGGCCAUUUCCGGGUCGGGGGGAGGCGGGUUUGGGCCGGGUGGGAUCAGAGGGGGCGGUGGGACGCCGCCGAUUGGGGGCGGGGCCAAGGCGGGGGGGGCCAAGGCGAGGGAGGCGAUUUGGCAGAAGAUUGGGAGUUGUAUGGAUCAACUGCAUUCAAUCAUGGUAGCAGUGUGGCACUUGCAGAGAGUGCUGUCUAAGAAGCGUGACCCGUUUACUCAUGUGUUGCUGCUCGAUGAGGUUAUUCAGGAAGGUGAGCCCAUAAUAACAAAUAGAGUGUGGGAGGCCCUUGUAAAGGCUUUUGCCAACCAAAUGAAGUCUGCUUUCACUGCAUCAAGUUUUGUUAAAGAGGUAUUCACUAUGGGGUAUCCAAAGCUUUUCUCAAUGAUAGAUAAUCUUCUUGAAAGAAUUGCACGUGACACAGACGUCAAGGGGGUUUUACCGGCUAUUACUUCAGAGGGAAAAGAACAACUGGUGUCAGCUGUUGAAAUAUUCCAGACAUCAUUCUUAGCACACUGCUUGGGUCGUCUGUCAGACCUUGUGAAUACUGUAUUUCCAGUGUCCAGCCGUGGAAGUGUGCCCUCUAAAGAACAUAUCUCAAGAAUCAUAACACGGAUUCAAGAAGAAAUAGAAGCUGUUCAGUUGGAUGGGCGAUUGACUCUUCUUGUAUUGCGUGAAAUUGGCAAGGUUCUUCUCCUGCUUGCUGAACGGGCUGAAUACCAGAUAUCAGCUGGUCCUGAAGCACGUCAAGUCAGUGGUCCUGCAACUCCAGCACAACUCAAGAACUUCAUUUUAUGUCAGCAUCUCCAAGAAAUUCAUACACGCGUAUCAUCUAUAAUUACAGGACUGCCCGCUAUUGCUUCAGAUGUAUUGUCUCCCUCAUUAGGUGCCAUAUAUGGGGUUGCCUGUGACUCAGUGACAACCUUAUUUCAAGCGAUGCUUGACCGUCUUGAGUCUUGCAUCUUGCAAAUUCAUGAGCAGAAAUUUGGUGUGCUAGGCAUGGAUGCUGCUAUGGACAACAAUGCGUCACCUUACAUGGAGGAUUUGCAGAAGUGCAUUCUUCACUUCCGGAGCGAGUUCCUGUCUAGGCUGUUGCCUUCAAAAACUGCAACUGCCGGAGCAGAGACCAUAUGCACUAGGCUUGUUAGGAGCAUGGCUGCGCGGGUUUUAAUAUUCUUUAUCAGGCAUGCUUCUCUUGUCAGACCUCUUUCAGAAUCAGGGAAGCUAAGGAUGGCUAGGGACAUGGCUGAGCUUGAAUUAGCUGUAGGUCAAAAUUUGUUCCCAGUGGAGCAACUUGGUGCACCAUACAGAGCCCUUCGCGCAUUUCGACCUCUUAUUUUCUUGGAGACAUCCCAACUUGGAGGAUCUCCUCUUCUUCAAGAUCUACCACCUAGCGUCAUACUUCACCAUCUUUACUCCCGAGGUCCCGAUGAAUUGCAGUCUCCACUGCAAAGGAACAAACUAACACCUCUGCAGUACUCAUUGUGGCUAGAUUCUCAAGGAGAGGAUCAGGUCUGGAAGGGUAUCAAAGCAACACUAGAUGACUACGCCACACAUGUGAGGGCCCGAGGAGACAAAGAGUUCAGCCCUGUCUAUCCUCUAAUGAUUCGACUAGGAUCAUCUUUGACCGAAAAUGCUCCUGCAACCCAACAGCCUUGAUGUCCAGUGUACCUCAUGUAAGGAUUUAGGUCUAUACUCAACAUUUUUGAUAGGUUAAUGUGGGGUUAGCAGCUGAUCAACUCUGCAGGACAGCAGCAGCACUCCAGUUCAUUAUAAUUUGGUUUUGUAUCCAUUCUUUCUCCUUCUCACCUUUCUAUUUGUGGUGAUAUUGUUCUCUCUUUCAUGUAAAUUAAAUAGAUACACAUAGUAAAUUGUACCGUGACAUUUUGCUCUCACAUCGUAUGAACCUUUUGUUUCUUCAAUACAUUUUUACACAAUUUUUGGUGGUGA